Parastagonospora nodorum SN15 is the source of this 813-nucleotide messenger RNA. RefSeq lists its product as hypothetical. Gene Ontology annotation, biological process: protein deubiquitination. The record is from RefSeq and is a predicted model, not a curated record. The transcript has a single exon. The coding region runs from base 1 to 813 and encodes 270 amino acids. NCBI's taxonomy places the organism in Eukaryota, Fungi, Ascomycota, Dothideomycetes, Pleosporales, Phaeosphaeriaceae. Gene Ontology annotation, molecular function: deubiquitinase activity.
AUGUCCUCCUCGAGCCGCACGAAACCGUCUCGCAAGUCUUCGGGCUCACACCGAACCACCCUUUCCCUCUCACGGGCCGAGGUCUCCAUCCACGUCUACGACCUCCUGCCGCCCGGCAAAGUUUCGACAGUGCUCUGGGCAAUUGGUAGCUCAUUGCUGCACACCGGCGUUGUAGUUGGCGACCGCGAGUAUGCAUACGGGGGACACGAUCUGCGGAAUCAGACUGGCGUAUACUGGACAAAGCCGAGAUUAGAACCGCCUGGCGGCACUUUCAGGACAGCAAUACUGCAUGGCUUCUCCUUCAGGCCGCCCGAGGAAAUGGACGCCAUCAUACACGAGGCCUCAAUGGAGUUCCAGGGUACAUCCUACAACCUGCUCACCAAGAACUGCAACCACUUCACAUCCUACCUAUGUGAGAAGCUCACGGGCCGCCCCGCACCCACAUGGAUCAACCGCGCCGCUAGCAUAGGCGUAGCUCUCCCAUGCGUCGUACCACGGGAAUGGAUAGAGCCACCGGAUCAUGAUACUGCGAAUGGAGAGCUCCUUGACGAGGACUUCGAAGACGAAAGAGCGUCUAUGCUGCGACACGACCAACAGCGGCGCCAUAUUCAAGCUGCAGAGGAAGAGAACUGGCAAGGCGAGGGCCAUCCUGGUAGCAGUCGUCGAGGUGAGCAAGGAGGCGCAAGAGGCUCUAUUCCUAGGCACGCAUCCAACCAGAAUGUCCCCCGGCUGGUCAACUUCAAAGACACCGAUAGCAGCGGUCGUACGCUGCCGUCAGCGGAAAGAGCGCCGAUGCCAAAAAACUUGACUUGA